Messenger RNA from Pteropus alecto (black flying fox), 1344 nucleotides. It is a transcript of the gene TEKT4, whose product is annotated as tektin 4. Lineage: Eukaryota; Metazoa; Chordata; Mammalia; Chiroptera; Pteropodidae. Gene Ontology annotation, biological process: cilium movement involved in cell motility; cilium assembly. The transcript is spliced from 6 exons. Bases 1 to 1344 code for a protein of 447 amino acids. The record is from RefSeq and is a predicted model, not a curated record. Gene Ontology annotation, cellular component: sperm flagellum; microtubule cytoskeleton; nucleus.
AUGGCACAGACAGACGUGCUCCUGACCAAGCAGCCUGCCCCACAGACAAUACCCGCAUGCGAGCUGCCCCCCAAGCUGUACGAUGUGGCCCGCAACACGGGUGCCUACACGUCCUCAGGCCUGGCCACCAGCGGUUUCCGCACGGCCAAGUACCUGGUGGAUGAAUGGUUCCAGAACUGCUAUGCUCGCUACCACCAGGCCUUUGCCGACCGUGAUCACUCGGAGCGGCAGCGCCAUGAGAGCCGGCAGCUGGCCGCUGAGACAGAGGCACUGGCACAGAGAACCCAAGCGGACUCGACCCGGAAGGUGGGCGAGCGCCUGCAGGACAUGCACUGCUGGAAGUCAGAGCUGCAGCAUGAGGUGGGCGAGCUGGGUGCUGAGACUGACCUGCUGCUGGCCCAGAAGCAGCGAAUAGAACGUGCCCUGGAUGCCACAGCCGUGCCCUUCUCCAUCGCCAGUGACAACCUUCAGUGCCGAGAGCGCCGCCAGCACCCUGACCUCGUGCGUGACUACGUGGAGAUGGAGCUGCUGAAGGAGGCCGAGCUCAUCCGGAACAUUCAGGAGCUGCUGAAAAGGACUAUCAUGCAGGCCGUGUCCCAGAUUCGGAUGAACCGAGAGCACAAGGAGAGGUGUGAGAUGGACUGGUCUGACAAGGUGGAGGCCUACAACAUCGAUGAGACCUGCGCCCGCUACCACAACCAGAGCACCGAGGUGCAGUUCCACCCGCACUCCACCAAGUUCGAGGAGAGCGCCUCCACGCCCGAGUCGUGGGCCAAGUUCACACAGGAGAACCUGCACCGCGCAGAGCGGGAGCGCCUGGCCUCGGUCAACCUGAGGGGGCUCAUUGACUGCAUCCUGCGAGACACUGCCGAGGACCUGCGGCUGCAGUGUGACGCCGUGAACCUGGCCUUCGGGCGCCGCUGUGAGGAGCUGGAGGAUGCACGUCACAAACUGGGGCAUCACCUGCAGAAGACGCUUCGUGAGAUCACGGACCAGGAGCAUAAUGUGGCAGCGUUGAAGCAGGCCAUCAAGGACAAGGAGGUGCCUCUGAAGGUAGCUCAGACUCGCCUGUAUCAGCGCUCACACCGGCCCAACGUGGAGCUGUGCCGAGAUACCGCCCAGUUCAGGCUGGUGAAUGAGGUGGAAGAGCUGAACAUGUCCCUUGCUGCACUGAAGGAUAAGCUUCUAGAAGCAGAGCAGUCACUGCGCAACCUGGAAGACACACGCAUGAGCCUGGAGAAGGACAUCGCCGUCAAAACCAAUAGCCUCUUCAUCGACCGCCAGAAGUGCAUGACCCACCGUGCCCGAUACCCCACCAUCCUCCAGCUGGCUGGCUACCAGUGA